This is a messenger RNA of Lacerta agilis (Sand lizard), 723 nucleotides long. RefSeq names its product B9 domain containing 1 (gene B9D1). The record is from RefSeq and is a predicted model, not a curated record. Lineage: Eukaryota; Metazoa; Chordata; Lepidosauria; Squamata; Lacertidae. Gene Ontology annotation, biological process: cilium assembly. Gene Ontology annotation, cellular component: MKS complex. The transcript has 7 exons. The coding region runs from base 71 to 694 and encodes 207 amino acids.
GCCGUUGCUAAGGAGGGCCAGAGACGCGGCCUUUAGCAACGGGCCCUCUCCCGGCGCCUGCGAGGCCCCGAUGGCGGCGGCCUCCGCUAGCCCCACCGUUUUCCUUCUCAUGGUCAAUGGGCAGAUCGAGAGCGCGCAGUUCCCGGAGUUUGACGACCUCUACUGCAAGUACUGCUUCGUGUACGGUUACGACUGGGCCCCUACUUCAGGUUUGGAAGAAGGAAUCUCGCAGAUCACUUCUAAAAACAGAGUCGCCCCGCAAGACCUGGUAUGGAAUUUCCCCAUUGACAUCACCUUCAAGAGCACGAAUCCCUUUGGCUGGCCUCAGAUAGUCCUAAGCGUGUACGGCCCUGAUAUUUUUGGGAAUGACGUGGUCCGAGGCUAUGGAGCGGUUCACAUUCCUUUCACCCCGGGGAGGCACAGGAGGACCAUCCCAAUGUUCGUUCCUGAAUCGACAUCCAAGCUGCAGAAGUUUACAAGCUGGCUUAUGGGAAGACGCCCAGAGUUCACGGACCCCAAGGUCGUAGCGCAGGGAGAAGGCCGAGAAGUGACCCGGGUUCGCUCCCAAGGCUUCGUCACCCUCUCCUUCAACGUAGUGACCAAGGACAUGAAGAAGCUGGGCUAUGACGUGAGCCCUGCCAGUGCAUCCAACCCCUCGCUCACGUCGGUGGCGAGCGGCAUUCAAAACUACUGAACACCAGGUGGUUCCUGGCCUGCUUUGGA